Phyllostomus hastatus (greater spear-nosed bat) is the source of this 4448-nucleotide messenger RNA. RefSeq names its product gamma-aminobutyric acid type B receptor subunit 1 (gene GABBR1). The transcript has 23 exons. Gene Ontology annotation, biological process: gamma-aminobutyric acid signaling pathway; G protein-coupled receptor signaling pathway. Gene Ontology annotation, molecular function: G protein-coupled GABA receptor activity. NCBI's taxonomy places the organism in Eukaryota, Metazoa, Chordata, Mammalia, Chiroptera, Phyllostomidae. Bases 398 to 3313 code for a protein of 971 amino acids. The record is from RefSeq and is a predicted model, not a curated record. Gene Ontology annotation, cellular component: membrane; G protein-coupled receptor heterodimeric complex.
CCGCUCUUCCCCCCGCCCGGUCUUCUACCGCACCCUCCUGGUCCCUCCGCCCCGGAGCUUUCCGGGUCCCCGGCGCCGCCUCCUUCGCUCCCGGCUCCCGCGGCCUCCGCCGCCGCCCCGGGGACGGAUAGACGGGGGUGCGGUCGGCGACAGCCGGAGAGGAGGCCGAGACCUUGGCUGGGCCGGAGCCCGAAUUCUAGUAGGAGGGUCGGGCGGAGGGAAUAGGUGGAGGCGAGAGGAGGGAGAGCGGGGCGCAGCGGCCGGGCCUGGAGCCUUGAGGCCGUGGACAGGCGGGGAGAGCUGGGCCGGAGCGCCGAGGCUGAGUGGAGUCGGAGCCCAGGAGCUACGGCAGAGAGGCCGGGCCACCUCCGGGUCCGGGUGGUGCCGGCGGGGCUCGAUGCGGUCCUCACGGCCGCCUCUCAGUCAGAUGCUGCUGCUGCUGCUGCUGGCGCCACUCUUCCUCAGCGCCCCGGGCGCGGGCGGGGCGCAGACCCCCAACGCCACCUCUGAAGGUUGCCAGAUCAUACACCCGCCCUGGGAAGGGGGCAUCAGGUACAGGGGCCUGACUCGUGACCAGGUGAAGGCUAUCAACUUCCUGCCUGUGGACUAUGAGAUUGAGUAUGUGUGCCGGGGAGAGCGCGAGGUGGUGGGGCCCAAGGUCCGAAAGUGCCUGGCAAAUGGCUCCUGGACAGAUAUGGACACACCCAGCCGCUGUGUCCGAAUCUGCUCCAAGUCUUAUUUGAUGCUGGAAAAUGGGAAGGUGUUCCUGACGGGUGGGGAUCUCCCAGCCCUGGACGGAGCCCGGGUGGAUUUUCGGUGUGACCCUGACUUCCAUCUGGUGGGCGGCUCCCGGAGUGUCUGUAGUCAGGGCCAGUGGAGCAGCCCCAAGCCCCACUGCCAGGUGAAUCGAACGCCACACUCAGAGCGGCGCGCGGUGUACAUCGGGGCGCUGUUUCCCAUGAGUGGGGGCUGGCCAGGGGGCCAGGCCUGCCAGCCCGCGGUGGAGAUGGCGCUGGAGGACGUGAACAGCCGCAGGGACAUUCUGCCGGACUACGAGCUCAAGCUCAUCCACCACGACAGCAAGUGUGACCCAGGCCAAGCCACCAAGUACCUGUACGAACUGCUCUACAAUGACCCCAUCAAGAUCAUCCUCAUGCCCGGCUGCAGCUCUGUCUCCACGCUCGUGGCUGAGGCUGCCAGGAUGUGGAACCUGAUUGUGCUUUCCUAUGGCUCCAGCUCACCAGCCCUGUCCAACCGCCAGCGCUUCCCCACAUUCUUUCGAACUCAUCCAUCAGCCACAUUGCACAAUCCAACCCGUGUGAAACUUUUUGAAAAGUGGGGCUGGAAGAAGAUUGCCACCAUCCAGCAGACCACCGAAGUCUUCACGUCGACUCUGGACGAUCUAGAGGAACGAGUAAAGGAGGCUGGAAUUGAGAUUACUUUCCGCCAGAGUUUCUUCUCAGACCCAGCUGUGCCUGUCAAAAACCUUAAGCGCCAGGAUGCCCGAAUCAUCGUGGGACUUUUCUAUGAAACUGAAGCCCGAAAAGUUUUUUGUGAGGUGUACAAGGAGCGGCUCUUCGGGAAGAAGUAUGUCUGGUUCCUCAUUGGGUGGUAUGCUGACAAUUGGUUCAAGAUCUAUGACCCGUCCAUCAACUGCACAGUGGACGAGAUGACUGAGGCGGUGGAGGGUCACAUCACCACUGAGAUCGUCAUGCUGAACCCUGCCAAUACCCGCAGCAUUUCCAACAUGACAUCCCAGGAAUUUGUGGAGAAACUGACCAAGCGACUAAAAAGACACCCUGAGGAGACAGGUGGCUUCCAGGAGGCACCCCUGGCUUAUGAUGCUAUCUGGGCCUUGGCACUGGCUCUGAACAAGACAUCUGGAGGGGAUGGCCGCUCAGGUGUGCGCCUGGAAGACUUCAACUACAACAACCAGACCAUUACUGACCAAAUCUACCGGGCAAUGAACUCCUCAUCCUUUGAGGGUGUCUCUGGCCAUGUGGUGUUUGAUGCCAGUGGCUCUCGGAUGGCAUGGACACUUAUUGAGCAACUCCAGGGUGGCAGCUACAAAAAGAUUGGCUACUAUGACAGCACCAAGGAUGAUCUUUCCUGGUCCAAAACAGAUAAGUGGAUUGGAGGGUCCCCCCCUGCUGACCAGACCCUGGUCAUCAAGACGUUCCGCUUCCUGUCACAGAAACUCUUUAUCUCCGUCUCGGUUCUCUCCAGCCUGGGCAUUGUCCUAGCUGUUGUCUGUCUGUCCUUUAACAUCUACAACUCCCAUGUCCGUUAUAUCCAGAACUCACAGCCCAACCUGAAUAACCUGACAGCUGUGGGCUGCUCGCUGGCAUUAGCUGCUGUCUUCCCCCUCGGGCUGGAUGGUUACCACAUUGGAAGAAACCAGUUUCCCUUCAUCUGCCAGGCCCGCCUCUGGCUCCUGGGUCUGGGCUUUAGUCUGGGCUAUGGCUCCAUGUUCACCAAGAUCUGGUGGGUCCACACGGUCUUCACAAAGAAGGAGGAGAAGAAGGAGUGGAGGAAGACCCUGGAGCCCUGGAAGCUGUACACCACAGUGGGCCUGCUGGUGGGCAUGGAUGUCCUCACUCUCACUAUCUGGCAGAUUGUAGACCCCUUGCACCGGACCAUCGAGACUUUUGCCAAGGAGGAACCGAAGGAAGAUAUUGAUGUAUCUAUUCUGCCCCAGCUGGAGCACUGCAGCUCCAAGAAGAUGAAUACGUGGCUUGGCAUUUUCUAUGGUUACAAGGGGCUGCUGCUGCUACUGGGUAUCUUUCUUGCUUAUGAGACCAAGAGUGUAUCCACUGAGAAGAUCAAUGACCACCGGGCUGUGGGCAUGGCCAUCUACAAUGUGGCGGUCCUGUGCCUCAUCACUGCCCCUGUCACCAUGAUCCUGUCCAGCCAGCAGGAUGCGGCCUUCGCCUUUGCCUCUCUUGCCAUCGUCUUCUCCUCUUACAUCACUCUGGUUGUGCUCUUUGUGCCGAAGAUGCGUCGACUGAUUACCCGAGGGGAAUGGCAGUCGGAGGCUCAGGACACCAUGAAGACAGGAUCAUCGACCAACAACCAUGAGGAGGAGAAGUCCCGGCUGUUGGAGAAGGAGAACCGGGAACUUGAAAAGAUCAUCGCUGAGAAAGAGGAGCGAGUCUCUGAACUGCGCCAUCAGCUCCAGUCUCGGCAGCAGCUCCGCUCUCGGCGCCCACCUCUGACACCCCCAGAAGGGCCUGGGGUCCUACCCAGGGGCCCCCCUGAGCUCCCUGACCGGCUUAGCUGUGAUGGGAGUCGAGUCCAUUUGCUUUACAAGUGAGGGGGCUGUGGGGAAGAUAGGCCAGUAGGGGGAGGGAUAGGGAGAAGCAGGGCUCCCUAUCCCCAGAUGGAAGAACAUACUGCCCCAUUCCACUUCUUGUAAAUACAGCCCCUCUGUGACUCCUGAGGUUCUCUGGGUCUCCAUUGCUCUGAGAACCAGACCCUUUUCUCUCUUAUUCCUCCAUAUGAUUUUAUGUCACUACUUAGUAAUCUAGUUGGUACCUCCUUGAAGCUUUUCACUCACUGGCUCUUUAGCAGUCUCAUACACACACCUCUCCCUUCUGUACACUACCUCCCAAGAUUGCUUCCUUGAGUUUUAUGUUUUUCUGGGGCAAUUAAAGGAGAGAAAAUAUGGGGAGAUUUGGGAGCUGCUUCCAGUGGAUAGUUGGUGAAAAUUUUGAGCAAAGGAAGGCACCCCUGACUGUUGACAUGGAUAUAUGGGACUAUGGAGCAGCAGAUGGUAACCCUUUCACACUGUGGUAUCUUUUGGGAAAGGAUCUCAAUAAACCAGUGAACAGUAUGACUUAGCACCUGUCCCUUAUUGGGAACAGAGUGGGCUUCAGUCCAACCACAGACACUUGGAGGGCUUCAUGGCACUGGAAAGGCAUGAAAGGGGAGGUGUAUAAAGAGGUGUUUUAUUGAUCCUGUGAGGACUUAGCAGGACAAAGCAGGACAUGCUCAGGGCUGCCAUUACUGAGUGAUGGCAUUAGUGGUUAAAAAUGUGGAGUUAGACUACCAGAGUGUUAGGUUCUACAACAUGCAAAAACUUCUGUAUUCUGUAUUCUCUAAGUUCUUAUUUGUGAAGACAAUAAUUAUCUUCCAGCACCACCACCACCAUGCAGAUUCUGGGUAAAUGCUAGCCACUGUCAUUGCUAUUUAAUGAGUUCUCUCACAGUGAUUGACACGUAUUGGGAGCCCAGAGCAUGUAGCUGAACAGAUGUGAGGACUCUCCUUGUUAGGAACUAAGAACAACAAAAUGAUGAUUGCUAGGAGGUAGUGGAUGAGCUGGCCCCUGAGUGUUUCCAAACUUAGAAGUCUUUGUCUAAGAACUCGUGGCAUCUUGGAAGGAUUUGCUAUCCAAAUAAAAAGAAAGUAUUGAAUGGCUAUUGGAAAAAAAUAAACAAAUUUGCCUGGAA